GCCCGACCCCGAAGCCACGCUCAGCCCUCCGACGUGGAAUCGCCGGCACGGCUGCAGCGCUGACGCUGCUGGCCGUGGCCUCCUGGCACUUUUCUCCCCGGGUCGAAAAGCGAAGCAGCGGACUGGGAGGCCUCCUCGAAGAGUUCCAGCUUCUGGAUGCUUGGCAGAUGCUCUCAGGCGGCAACCCCUUCAAGUACAUCUGUCCGAUGACGGUGUUCCAACGUAUGGCAGCAGUCGCACUCGUAGGGAAGGCCGCAGAGGGUGACUGCUGUACAACCUACGACUCGGUUCCCAUGCUUUGGCCCUACCAGUACCCGGAGUGCGGGAAGUCGCACUGCCCUUCCUGCUGGCGGGCCGAUGGUGACUUGGCCUCCUCUGACGUGGCCAGCUACGCUGCACUGAGCUUCGCCGCAUCCCUGGCGGUGAGCAGCCCGAAGGUGCUCCUACCCGAAGCACCGGAAGAGGCCCGGCGGCUGGAUGACGUCACAAGGCACGCUGGCAUCGCCUCCAAGCAGAUGCUGGCACGAGCCAAGCACGGAAUGCGUGAGCGGGUGGUGAACCUUUGCCCACGCAUCUCCGACUGGGAGGAAUACUUCCUCAAUGACGAUGCAGAGAACGUCCACGCGCGUGUUUACAAAUCUGCCAGCGCACAGGUCGCAGUGGUGUCCUUCCGUGGCACGCAGGCCAAGUCAGCCCAGAACUGGGAGAUUGACUCGGACAUCAACAUGCUGAACGUCCAGCUGGGGGCUCCGGGGCCUCACGGCCCAGCGCCCUCCGAGGUGAACAUCCACGAGGGCUUCUAUUUGGAGCUCCAGCGCGUGCUGCCUCAUGUGAGGAAGUGGGUGGAAGGCUACAUCGAAGGGACGCAGGGUCUGUUUGGCAUCCCCAGCUAUUGGAAGCUCGUCUUCACGGGACACAGCCUCGGUGCUGCCCUGGCGAUCCUGGCCGCCACAAUGGCCGAGGCCGAAUCCUGGCCUCGCCUGCCCGACGCGGUCAUCGCUUUUGCUGCGCCUCGUGUCGGGGACAAAGGGCUAAGUCAGUGGUGGGAGUCCAGAGACCUCUGCAAGAAGCUGCUGCGUGUGUCCGUCUACAACGAUGUGAUCACCUACAUGCCGUUCAUGGAGCCCUUGCAGCUGAUGGACACCUUCAACUACUGCUUUCAGAAUGUGAUCCAGUGCCUGGGUCAGCUGGCGAGCGGGCCGAAAGCCUUGCACCCAAGUGAGAGGUGGACCCACGUUUGCCCUUCCAGUGAGCUCUAUGUCCCUGGAGCCAUGAAGGGGGUAAACUCAAAGAUGGAGGAUUUCUCACUGAUGGGCGGGGCCCUUGCCCACUUCAUCGGCAACGCUCUCUUCGGCUACUCCUUUGGAGUUCUGAACAGCGACAUCCCCAGGCACGAUGCCUACUGCGGGCUGCGAAAGGAGCUGCUGCCGGCGGCAAGCUGCACCACCAUGGAGGAGCUCGAUGAGGUUGUAUGUUUUGGCUUGGCCCACGAUGUCAACGCAACAUCCGCGGCGCACUGCCGACAGAACUGCUGCGACGAUGAGUACUGCAGCGUCUGGCAGGUCAUGAGGAACAAUCAAUGCUGGCGCGGCCGCAGCCACCACUGCACUGCGCUCCAUCCCUAUGCUGCAGAGGUGGCAUCCGGACAGCGCUUGCACUGA
Symbiodinium sp. CCMP2456 is the source of this 1661-nucleotide messenger RNA. NCBI's taxonomy places the organism in Eukaryota, Dinophyceae, Suessiales, Symbiodiniaceae. The record is from the annotation of a GenBank genome assembly.